Molecule: messenger RNA, 7080 nt
Organism: Schistosoma margrebowiei
Lineage: Eukaryota; Metazoa; Platyhelminthes; Trematoda; Strigeidida; Schistosomatidae
Source: the annotation of a GenBank genome assembly
AUUGAUAUGCUAAAUGAACUCGUGACUAGAUAACUAUAUGACCAUAUAUAUAUAGUUCUAUACGAUGAAAGACGUCAUUUUCGCAUCAAGAAGAUCAUUACAGCUAUUAAUCUCAUACGUAAAUUCAUUUUUAUGGUAAUAUCUAUUAUGUAAUAUAUAUAUAAGCAUUAUUAUGAAUUGCCAAUUGAAUUAUGGGUCCUGGGUUCGAAUCCCGAAAGGGGCGAGGUCGUGGAUGCGCACUGCUGAGGAGUUCCAUAAUAGAACGAACCGGCCGUCCAGUGCUUUCAGGUUUUUCAUGGUGUUCUAGCUUCAACUGACUCAUGAUCUUAACCAUUGAAUUAUAUUCAUUUAAUAUGAUAGCCUAAGUUUAUGAAUGAUAAUAUGGUUCAUCUAAGACAAAAAAAAGAAAUACAGCGAACUUCUUGAAUAUCUAGACUACUUAUUCCUGUCAACGUUCGCGCGCGAAUUCCGCGAUUGGAAUCGUGGAUGAGCGGUGUUAAAAAGUCCCAUACUAAAACGAAACUACUGUCUAAUACUUUCAGAUUUUCUCAAAUAUUCACAUUGUAUUUCUACAUAGUUAUUUAUUAUUUGAACUACCAUUAGAAUAUUAUAAACCCUAGUUAAUAUUAGAUAUUAUAGUCAAAAUAAAUACAUCAAAAUAGCGUGUUUCCAUCCAUUUUCCCAUUCAUUCUAUCUAUUUAUAUAAGCUUGUGAUGUUAACAAUAGAAACUGCGUAUGGAAUGUUGAUUAAUAAACAUUGAAUUCAUCAGAAAUCUCUGAAUUCAUAGUUCUUAGGCUUAAUUCACUAGAGAGUUGAAUUCUAAGAAUUUUUUAUUAUUUUUCUUUAGUAUAAGAGUUUGUAUACAUUGAUGGAUGUAUUAAUGUUUGUAAGCAACUACUUAAAGUCAAGAAGUACUCCACCUGGAGUCCCUCUGGGGCUACUACCGUUCCGAAGCCCGAAUAAAGUAGGAGGUUUGAGCAUGGGGUUAGCUACCCCACCAAGUAGAAAACUAACUCGCUAAAAAAACGCUAACCAGAAAACAUAAUUCAAACUUCACAAUGAUUCUAUCCUAUUCACAGACGCAUCAGCAGUGGUGAUCAAACCUCAUACUUUCAGCUUUAGCCUAAUUUCUAGAUUCCUAAGCCGGAAUUGAAUGAUUUACAACCAUACUUUCUUACUUACUUACGCUCGUUACUCCCAAUGGAGGAGCAUUCUCCAAACCACUCUCUACUAGGCUUUCCUUUCCAGUUCUAUCAAAUUUUUGUUUAUUUUUUUCCAUGUUUGUCUCGAUUUCUCGACGUAUUGUGUUCUUUGGUCUUCCUUUUCUCCUUUGGCCUUGAGGAUUUCAAGUGAGGGCUUACCGUGUGACGGGAUUAGCUACUUUCCUUAAUGUGUAUACUAUCUACUUCCAGUGCUUCUCCCUGAUUUCUUCCUCCACUGGAACCUGGUUUGUUCUCUCCCAUAGUAGGUUGUUGCUGAUAAUGUCUAGCCAACAAAUCAGAAAUAUUUUACGCAGACAGCUAUUAAUAAACAUUCUUAUCUUCUCAAUGAUGGCGUUCGUAGUUCUCCAAGUUUCCGCCUCACACAGUAGAACUGACUUGACUUUUAUAUUGUAAACUCUGGCUUUGGUUUUGGCUGGCAGACUGUUAUUUUGAGUUCCAGCGGUUCUUCAGUUGUAAAUACUCUGCUCUUGCUUUGCCAAUCGGCGUCAUGUACAACCAUAACUUCCAUCCAAUCCAUGAUAUUGCUCAGUCAAAUUCUGUCACCAGUAAGUAAUCGCUUCAUACUCCUGUAGGAAUGAGCUAAUUACAGUUGACUUAUCACUCACUAGUGAACGAUUUCAUGGUUGUCUAAUCCAUAAUUCCGUUGAAUUUUUCACAUAAAGUUUCAAUCCAGUCAUUACUCUAAGUAACUCAACAUUACGUGCACUAUCUUCAAAGCGUAAAUGAUUGAAAGUGGUCAAAGUGGUUCCGUAUUACAUAUCCUUUUUGAAAUAAUUUGAAUUUAUCAAGAAUAAGUGGCUGUAGUAUUGUUGGAAACUCAGCCUGGAGCCCCUAUGAGGCUGACACCGGUCCCAAGCCCGGAUAAAAGAGAAGGAUUGGACAUGGGGUUAAUGAUUCCAUCCCGUAGAAACCUAACUCAGUAAAAAAUAUCGUUAACCAGAAAAAUAAUAUUGUUGGAACUAUUAUUUCAUGUUGAAUUCAAACUAUUUUGUACUUCACAAUCUUAAACGAUUGAUUGUCUUUAUGUUAAAUGAUUUAAAAGAGAUAACAGUAAACCCUGUCUAUACCUAGAUAUAAACGUACAGUUAUAUACUCAAAGAUAUUAGUUCUUUGACUAGACUUUGAAAAACCGCUUGAAUCACUGAUAGUUAUGUUUAUAUAGACAAGAAGAACACCAAGAUGUGUUUUGUAUGUUUCUAUUUGGAAGCUAUGACUUGUUACGUCAGUUAUUUCAUAUUUAUAUUAGACAUAUACAAAAAAGGUUUGAAGGUAAAAAUGGAUAAUAAUUGAAUAUUGAAUUGAAUAUAAAACAAAUCAAUAAUAACAGAAAGUGUUAUUGUGGAUAUGAUAGUCAUUUCAAUCAAUAAGAUCAUGAGCCAAUUCAAGAUGAAUCAUUAUGGAAAACCAGGAUGAACUAGACAACUGUUUCAUCAAAUUGUAGGAAUCCUCAGCAGUGUACAUCCAACAUACCACAUUCCUGGUUUAUCAUGGUGGUCUAGCUUUAAUCGGUUCAUGAUCUCAACUAUUGAAAUAAAUAAUGAAUUAUUCUGUUAAUAACAAUCAUGUUUUAAUUUUCUAUAUUUUGAACUUUGAAUUGAUUGAUUAAAACAUUUAUUGAAAAUCUUGAUAAGCAAUGAUGGAUGGUGGGGGGUAGUAGAGGAAUUGAGAAAGCGCGUUUUGUCUUAUCUGGUACUUGUCAACUGGAUAUAACUACAUUCCUGAGUUGAUAUUCACUUUGGAGACUCAAAUAGAUUACUGUCCACUUGAAACGACAUUACGUUAUCCACCUAACUAGUGAGUCAUGAUGACCACCUGUUUGUGCAAUCAAGUGAAUUUUAACUUCACUUGGUAUAAUUUGAUUGUAUCUUCCCAUUGUUAUUUAGGAAUACAUUUGAUCAGUCACUUAUUGGCAUAUGUGCAUUUUGUGAGCGUUGCCUUGAUAUCAUGUUAAGUUACAAACUUUAUAAGCAUAGAUGCAUAGUGGAUAGCAGCAGUGGAAUACAGGAUGCGCAUCUGGUUUGAAAUGGAUGGUAGUUGGUUCAAGUGCUAGAGUGAACAUCAACUGUGAGAUGCAGGUACAUCUAGUUGACUAGUCACAAAUAGCACAAAGUUGCGCGCAUCCUGGAUUGAACUGCUACCCACUAUCCAUCUUUGCAUGGAAUGCAUGUGAAUUAAGGAAAUAUCGAGACAGUCUGCACAGGAUGUACAUAUGCCAACAAGAGACUGAUCAAUUGCAGUGUUAUACAUUAAUGGGAAUAUUCAAGUAAAUAAUAUGAAGUGAAUUCCAACUUCACUCCAUUGCACAAGCAAUUGGCUAUCAGAACUCAGUAGGUGAUUCGAUAACUUGAUAGCAUUUGAAUUUGAUGAUACUGGUGUUGGAGAUGUUGAAUGAACAUCAACUUUGAGAUGUAGGUACAUGCAGAUGAUGAUUCCAAAAUAAGACGAAAUGCUCGUCCUGAAUUCCACUACUAGUCAUUCUUCAUCACUGCCUAAGAAGCUUGUGGAAAACGCGAUGGCGUUUGAAGCAAACAGUGCUUGGUUCGAGACCUAUAAUGAACAUCAACUCUGUGAUCCAAGUACAUCCAACUGACGAGUCCCAAAUAAUACGAAACUCACGUUUUGGAUUCCAUUUCUAGUCGCCAUCCAUCUUUGCCUAAUCUAAUAUCAAUUCAAUCUUAUAUUUUUCUGAAUGAUAUAAAUAGAAUAUAUUGCAUAGAUAAGAAUAAUCAAUUCUAUUUAGGUUAACUUAAAUGAUUCAUAUAAACUGUAUGGUAUAAUCUAAUAGAAAUUCCAAACUUUUUUUCUUUCUAAAGACUAUUUAUAACAACAUACUAAACAUUCACUUCUAUAAUAUUUCUCUAUUAAAUAAUGAUCAGUUAUGACGUCCUUGUAUUGGUCAUAAUUAUCAUUUAAUAGAAUGUUCAUUAAGAUUUUAAGUUUUAUACUUUUGUUAGUGUUAACUUAUUUUUUCUUUAUGAUUGGCACUAUGAACCGAUUGAUUUUAGACCACCGAUAGAAACUUGGAAGUACUGAACGGCCAUUUCAUUCUAUUGUCGGACUCCUUAAUAGUGAGUAUACACGAUCUCACUCUCGAGAUUUCAAUCCAAGACCUUCAGUCUUGUUUGCGAGGGCCUAAUCUAGUGGACCACUGAGCCGGCAUUCGAUGGUGUUAAUGUCUAAUAUCAAACAAUCCACGAAAUUGCGUGACCAUCGUCCAUUGUUCUGUAGUAGAUACCUAUCUCUACCCGACACAGUCUAGCUUCACUGAUCACGGCUUCUCACUAGAAGUUCGAAAAUUUACUCACGAAGCUAGUCACUAGUGAGCACACAUGUUAAUCAUUGAUAUAGGGGAUGUGGAGACUAUUAAGUUUUUGAUUAGGAUCAUGAACCGAAACGGCCGUCCAGUGCAUCCAGGUUUCCAAUGGUGGUCUAACACCAUUGCCUUCCUUGAUCUCAAUCAGAAACUUAAUAAUCUCCAUAACCCCUAUACUGAUGAUAUUUUUCCGUAGUUUUGAUGACUCUUCAGCACUGUAAAUCCAUGAUCCUGUACGCGGAAUUCAAACACAGAAUCUCGGGUCUUGCAUGCGAACGCUUAAUCUCUAGAUUACCGAACUUGUCAGCAUCUAAUAGUGUUAAUCUCUAACUUUAAUCAAUACAUGAAUUUACGACACCAUCCAUCAUUAUCUUUAAUAUGUUACUGUCUCACUACAGAGUUAGCUGAACUGCUACAGUCUUGAGAUGGUGGAGAUUUGUAGCUCAAUUGGAUGAUUUUAGAUAGAGCUCAGAGAACAAAAAUCCAUCAAAAACUGCUACAAUCUUCACAAAACUACCGUUUCUGAUUAUUUUGUUAAUUAUAUUUCAGAAUCCCGCCUGAAAUCUUCUUAGAAUUACUGUUAUUCGGAAGUUAGAAUAAAGUAUAUGCUUUUGUUAUGUAAUCAGUAACUCUAUCCUAUAAGUGCAGAAACAAUCUAUAUCUUAAAAAACAGCACCGAAAUUGAGUGCAAGUUAAAAUUGUUUACCCUUUAAACUAGUGUUUAUCACUUGAAUUCAUAAAAACCAUAGUAGUAGUGAAUAACUAUUUUAUUCCUAUAUCAUUAUAGUUAGUUACAUCACAUCCGGAAUUCAGUUAACAAUCGGGACUGAGUACUUAGUGACUGACGAUAAGCUAAUUACUGUUGAGUAUUGAGUGGAAUUUCCUGAAUCGUUCAUAAUUGUAUUUAGAUAAUUAUGUGAUAUUCUUUGACAUUAGUUUGAAAUCAAAGUCUCUUUUCCUGCUAAACUAAUCACGUUAUCCAUUUAGCUACUGAGUCCUGUUAGCCACUUCCUUGUGCGAUGGGGUAAAAUUUAAAUUCACUAAGUGUUUUUGAUUUAGAUCUUGAACCGAUUGAUGUUAGACUACCAUUGAAAACCUGGAAGCAGUGGAGGACAGUUUCGUCCUAUUGUGGGACUCAUCAGCACUGCGCAUCCUCAAUCCCGGGGCCUUCAGUCUCGCACGUGAACGCUUAACUUACUAGACCAUUGAUCUGACCAGCAUCCAGUGGUGUUAAUAUCGAACCUCAACUAGUCCACAAAAUUGCGUGACUAUCGUCCAUUGUUCUGAAGUAGAUACCUGUCUCUACCCGACAUGGAUUAGCUCCACUGAUCACGGCUCCUCACUAGACGUUCGAGAAUUCCCUCACGAAGCUAGUCACUAGUCAUUACAUAAUAGAACUAAUGAAAUCAAUCAGUAACCAUCUACUCAAUACAGAUUACAUGAUACUAUAUCGUUUAAUUGUUAUUAUUCUAUAUACAAUCUCAUCACAGAUGGGUUAUUUCUAUAUCUAUCCAAACAAUAAUGAAGGUAUUCAACUAAUUCAAGUACUUUAUCUAUUCAAGUUCUUCACAUGUGUUACAAUGACAUUAAAUGUAAUCUACUUUAUAACUUCAAUACCAUUACAAUACUUUAAUCUUGGUCAUGUUCGUGGUUAUCAAUUCUUGGUUGUAUUCUCAUUUAAUUCGACAAUGACGCUUUUCUAUUGGAGUGCAUUUCUUUAUGAUCCCAAAAUGAUUUAUGAAAUUGAUGAAUUAAAAAAUAUGCCAUUAUGGUAUAAUCAUUUAUGUCAUUUACUUCCACCAAUCACUUUGGUAAUCGAUGCUUACUUAUGUCAUCCGAAAAUAGUUUCAUUCUAUAAUGCAUUAAAGAUUGAAUGUUUCAUUGGAAUCAUCUAUAAUAUCUUCAUAGAAACUGGAAUACUUUUAUGGGAUAAAUCACCAUAUCCACAAUUUCUUAAAUAUAAUCUACUAUUUAGAUAUUUCAAUUAUACAAUCACUUGGUCUAUAUCAAUUGGAUUUAUAUUACUUGGUGAAAAAUUUGUUCAUUAUUUACAUAAAAAUAUAAAAAAGAAUAAAAAAGAAACAAAUUCACAUGAUGAUAUAAAAGAAAAAAUUGAAAAUAAAGAAAAAAUAGAGAAAAAAAGAGAUGAAAGAAAUACCAAAGUUGAAUAAAUCAUCAAUACCCCCAUUAUCACCAUCCCCCCCCAUCAUCAUCACAACUACCACCACCACCACUAUCAACAACAGCAACAACAACAACAUUAAAAAAGAAAAGAAAAGAAAGAAAAGUAAUCUUGUUUAUUUCUUAUUUUUCUUUUUUCUUUCUACUAUAUAUAGAUAUAUGUAUAUCAUUAAUAUUUGCAUUAAGAAUAAUAGAGUUAUCAUGAAUUGUCAAUGAAAAUGAUUAUAGAAAUAUUUAAAAGGACUAUUUACCGUUUGAAAAACUUUAACUCUACAAUUGUAUACAUCAUUUCAAUGUGACUGUCUUCUUUUUUCUUCUUUCAUUGAGGCUAGGAAUUAAAAAUAUAUUUUGUUUUGUAUGAA